Messenger RNA from Linnemannia hyalina, 648 nucleotides. The record is from the annotation of a GenBank genome assembly. Lineage: Eukaryota; Fungi; Mortierellomycota; Mortierellomycetes; Mortierellales; Mortierellaceae.
AUGAAGUCCACCACUCUCAUCGCCGCAACCCUGGCCCUCUCCGCCGCCUCCGUCGCAGCCCAGUCCUCUUCCUCAGACGAAGGCCGUCUCUUCUACAGCUCCCCCAUCUCCCCCACCGUCUGGACAGCCGGCAAGAACGAAAUCGUCUCCUGGACCAACGCCUGCAAGCCCGGCAACAACGAAUCCCUCUCCAUCGUCCUUUACGUGAACUCUGGUCGUGGUUCCGACACUGAACAAGUCCGCGUCCCCGGUAUUCGUGCUUUGGGAACUCUUAACUGUCUGAAGUCCAAGACUGCGACGGUUUUUAUCCCUGAGAAUAUUGUUACGGGAACCACUUAUUCGAUUCAUGUGAACACUGUUCCUUUGCAGUCUUACUCGGCUCAGUUUACAAUCAACGGCGUUGCUCCUCCUCCUACUACUCCUUCGACUACUGGCGCCGUUGGUGAGGGUGAAGGUGUUGUUGGAACUGCCAGUGCUACUGCUGACGUUGUCGCUCCUACCGCCGCCGCCACCACUACGACCGCUGAUGUUGUUGCUCCUACCGUGACCGACUUGACUGCCGCCAAGAACGAGAACUCGGCCUCCAAGAUGGCCUUCUCUGCUGGCGUUGCCGUUAUUACCGCCGCCAUCGGUUCCUUCUUCCUCUGA